AUGGUGUCCAAAGUAAAGAAAGGUUUAAAACAAUUACAGCGUAAAAAGGCCGAGGGUAUAGACGGACUACCUUCCUGGUUACUGAAAGACUGCAAAGAUGUUAUAGAGGAACAACUUGCGCAUCUAAUUAACAUGUCAUUGCAAACAAAUACUUAUCCCAGUGACUGGAAACAUUCAAAAGUUUCUGCCCUUUUUAAGGCAGGUAUCACGAGUCACAUUAAUAACCAUCGAUCAAUUUCUAGAAGGUCUACAGAGCUUGCCAGUACAUUUGACACUGAUUCGAUAAGAAAAAUUGACGAAGAAAUGGUGGUUUGGACAAUUUCUGGACUAAACCAAGCAUUUAAAAUGUUGAGUCAUUCAAAACUCGUAUCCAAAUUAUCUUGCUGUGGUAGAUUUCUGAAAAAGAAUGGUUCACACAUUAUUUAUUUAUGCGAAUUCAACUUGUAUAAAACAAUAACGUUCUAUCAGAAGCUCUCUUCAUAA
This is a messenger RNA of Hydractinia symbiolongicarpus, 483 nucleotides long. RefSeq lists its product as uncharacterized. The coding region runs from base 1 to 483 and encodes 160 amino acids. NCBI's taxonomy places the organism in Eukaryota, Metazoa, Cnidaria, Hydrozoa, Anthoathecata, Hydractiniidae. The record is from RefSeq and is a predicted model, not a curated record. The transcript is spliced from 2 exons.